GCUAAGUCUUCUAUACAAAAUCAGCUAAUAGCUUAACUUGUUGGACAAAUAAAUCACGCCUAUGGAGAAAAGCAAAAGAAAAGUGUGGACAGAGGCCGAGACGCUCUUAUUCCURAAGUGCUAUAACAAGCGUAAGGAUGAGUUCCAGCAUUCGCGCAAGAAAAAGUUCGCCUAUGAAAACGUCUUGAAGGACAUGAUAYUUCAAGGAUUUACGGAUACAACGGUGAAUGUGGCUGCCCUUGUAGCAAAAAUGCGAACGCUUUUUAACGCAUAUAAAACAGCGAAARCUAAUGAGAARCWKACUGGAAAAAUGCCAUACAUUUCGGAAAUGGACAAAAUUUUUGGUAAAAGUUGCUUAGUGUCCAACAACCGUACCAAAAACAUUCCGCAAGAUCCUCAAGAAGCAUUGGAUGACUCAAGUGAGGAUACAACGGUGAAUGCGGCAGCCGUUGUAGCAAAAAUGCGAACGCUAUUGAACGCAUAUAAAACAGCGAAAGAUAAUGAGAAGAAUGGAACAAUACCUURCAAGUCAGGAAUGGACGAAAUUUUUGGCGAAAGUUUUUUAGUGUCCAACAACCACACCAUAAACAUUGGUACAGAUCCUCAAGAGCCAUUGAUUGAGUCAAGUGUAAAUGAGUUCUUAAAAGAAUCAACUGAUUUUGAAGCAAUGCUCGACGAUAUGCAAAGUAGUUCUAGGCAGAGCCGGUCUGCACUAAAUCGUAGCAURUGCACAMCAACUGAGGUAUAUCCACAAGAGCCGAACRCAGCAAAUGCUACUCCAUAUCGCAAAAGCGCUAGAGAACGAUAUUUUGAACAAAAAAUCGAACUGAAAAGAAAAAGUGCAGAAGAAAAAUCGAAGUUCUUCGCGAAUAUACAAAGUAAGAUACAAGAUUUGGUGGWAAAACGAGAUCUCCAGAUGGAAAUCGAACAAAAAAAACUAAAAAUAGAAGAAGAAAAACUAAAACUUCUACAGCAGUAUGUUAUGAAUAAAAGAUAG
Messenger RNA from Bactrocera latifrons, 997 nucleotides. RefSeq lists its product as uncharacterized. The transcript is spliced from 5 exons. The record is from RefSeq and is a predicted model, not a curated record. The coding region runs from base 62 to 997 and encodes 311 amino acids. Lineage: Eukaryota; Metazoa; Arthropoda; Insecta; Diptera; Tephritidae.